AUGGAGGUCACGGAUCACGCCAUUUAUUCCUUUUUAGGGCUGUCCCAGGCCCCCCAAGUACAGAAUGACUGCGGAUCGCAGCCCAAAGUUUCCUCCAGACUCCGGCUCUGUGCCUAUGGGAUCAUCACUCUGGGCCUUCUGAGCAUCAUUCUUACGAGUUUGCUGAUAGUCAGAUGGAUUCUGUGCCAGGGUCCCAAGGAGUCCACUUGUGACCACUGUCCCAGCUGCCCGGACUUCUGGCUGAGGCACAGUGACCACUGCUACUAUUUCUCAGUGGAGCAGAAGGACUGGAAUUCCAGCCUAGAGUUCUGCCUGGCUGAGCACUCACAGUUGCUCAUGUUUGCAAACAGCGAGGAGAUGAGACUGUUCAGCGGAUUCUUCCGUGAGCAGUUUCACUGGGUCGGACUGCGGAACAGAUCGGGCUGGCGGUGGGAGGACGGAACCGCUCUCAAUUUCUCACGGAUUCUCCACAACAGCUCCGUGCAGAAGUGUGGUGCUGUGAACAAGAACGGGCUGCAGGCCUCGAGCUGCGAAGCGACGUUAAAGUGGGUGUGCAAGAAGGGGCGCCACUGA
Sorex fumeus (smoky shrew) is the source of this 573-nucleotide messenger RNA. RefSeq names its product killer cell lectin like receptor G1 (gene KLRG1). The coding region runs from base 1 to 573 and encodes 190 amino acids. Lineage: Eukaryota; Metazoa; Chordata; Mammalia; Eulipotyphla; Soricidae. The transcript has 5 exons. The record is from RefSeq and is a predicted model, not a curated record.